AUGACGGCAGCUUUACCGUAUCUUCGCGCUCUGCGAAAGAGCGACCUUCUCGUCCUAGCCGAGGUGUCUGAUCUGAAAGACUACGAUGAUUAUAAGAAACCCGAACUCGAGGCAGCGCUGGACGAGCAUUUGAGCGCGAAUAGGACCACGCUUUCGAAGGAACAGAGACUGAGCGACUAUUACAGGCGCUUGCUCCAGCCGCCACGCUCGUCGCCGAUCAAGAGAGAACCGAAGCCCGAUGGCCCAUCGGGUUUGGACGAUAGCGUUUCCCCUUCGAAACGCAUGACACGCUCUAGGAGGCCCCUUAAGCCGAAGCAGGAGGUUGAAGCCACAGAUGAAUCCGAGUCUGGCUCAGCCUCUCAGGCAAGCAGAUCUCCGUCUGCCUCUGCUAUGGAGGCUCACACUCCAUCGCGACCAGCCUUAGGCUUUCUUUCCUCUCUCCCGCCGUCUCCCGCCGUCGUGACGGAAGCCAUCGAGGAGCAGACCACCAAAGUCCGCAAAUCCGUUUCGGAUGCAUGGGUCGCUUCGGGCCUCAAAGAGCGGGCCUAUGCGCUCCGUUCAUGCCUCAGCAGCGUGAGUACAAUCGAGAGCCUAAUUCUCAUGCUUGAAAUCUACGGCCUGGGUAGCGAGAUACUUCCCUUUCGCUAUUUGACGACUAUCCCGCCCAUGCCGAAUCUCUAUACUCCCGCCAUCCAAGUGAAGAUUCCCGAUGUAUUUGCCCUAUUGACAGGAGAGUUUUGGGCACCGUUUUCGCUGUGGUUGACAACAAGUGUGAUUCUCCCAUCUAUAUUCGCCUACUUUUUCAAUAUCAGCCUAAAAAUGUCCCAACCUCAGCCACCGAGCCAUUCAUAUGGGACUCGCCGCGCGUCGGCUGCCCAGGCGGCAGUAGCGUCCUCCAAGACAAACUUUGACCCCUUGGUGUUUAAUGUUUCUAAGGCUUUGGUGUCGUAUCUUGUGUACGCAAAUAAAUUUACCUUUUGGGACGUAUAUAACCCGAUCUCUGUACGCAAGGUUUCUGACUCUGUGCCUGGUGGUUUGCCAGGCUUGCUGACUGGGUCUGCUCUGUGCGUUUUGGGUAGCUUGUACGAGGCCAUUCUGAGAAAAUGA
Molecule: messenger RNA, 1107 nt
Organism: Coccidioides posadasii C735 delta SOWgp
Lineage: Eukaryota; Fungi; Ascomycota; Eurotiomycetes; Onygenales; Onygenaceae
Cellular component (GO): membrane
Source: RefSeq, a predicted model, not a curated record